Messenger RNA from Cygnus olor (mute swan), 1108 nucleotides. RefSeq lists its product as uncharacterized. The transcript has 3 exons. Bases 145 to 795 code for a protein of 216 amino acids. The record is from RefSeq and is a predicted model, not a curated record. NCBI's taxonomy places the organism in Eukaryota, Metazoa, Chordata, Aves, Anseriformes, Anatidae.
GGUCUCACAGCGCCGGGCCCUGUGACCUCACAGGGACAUCAUGCUGCGGCUGGGCACAGCUGCUAGUGCUGGUGGUCACUGCCGGAGCUCUGCUCAGCGUGACAGCCGUCUCCAGCGUUGUUGUGUUCCUCAGGAGAGAGCAGGAUGAAGCUCAGCCUGGCUCUCCUCCUGGCCGUGGCUCUGGCCAUGGCUUUGUUCCGCCUGUGCGGCCAGGGCCUCUGCAGCCAGCGCUGCUGGGAGAGGGUCAGGGUCAGCAGGAGCCUUGGCACCACGCGCCAGGUCUCCAACUGGCCCUGCAGCCUCGGCCUUUCCAGCUGCCCCAGCAGGCUCCGCCUCAGGCUGAACACCGUGGUCCCUUCAGAGGGCCCAAAGCAACGGCCCGUCGGCACCGAGCGCCAGCCCUCCGAGCUGCCCGACCCCCUGGGCCGCUUCUGGGAAUACCUUGCCCAGGGCGGGAGAGUCUGGCUGCUCUGCGAUAACUGGGACGCCGUCUGCCUCCUCGGCGUGGGGCUGCUUGCCCUCGGCCUCUGGAGAACAGUACAGAGACACCGCAGACAGGGAACGGGCCGGUGGGCCUCAGCUUCCGUGGGGACAGACCGCCGGGGAAAGGACGCUCUGGAUGAUUACGCCUUGCUCUGCCGGAUGGAGGCCAACACUGCCUUCAUGGUGAGGUGCCUGAGGCGCCUCUACCAGCUCCGGCUGCAAGAGCUCGGGCUCCCACAGCCGAGGAACAAGGCACUAAACAAGCACAGGAAAAGAAGAGCCCCCUGGCGUAGCCCCGGCAAAUUCGUCUAGAGCGUGCACCCCGUGUACCGGCGACAGGAAAGGCAGCGCAGAGAAUUGACAGCGAGCCGGUGAGGCAGGACGCACCUCAGCCCUCCGAAGGCUCCUGCGCUGAAGGCACCUCCCCUGACAACCGGAUGCCAACACUGCCCCGAUCACCUCCUCCCUGCAUGGGCGCCACCGACAUUGCCAGCUGUCCCCUGGUGGGCUGCCCGUGCCCAGCCAGCACAACAGCCAGCGGGGAAUCAACAUUCGUCUCAUGAGGACCUCCAAGGAGAAUCCCCUUUUGCACCCUCCCAGAGGCGCCGCUGGGGCUGCUGGCAUC